Messenger RNA from Camponotus floridanus (Florida carpenter ant), 516 nucleotides. RefSeq lists its product as uncharacterized. The record is from RefSeq and is a predicted model, not a curated record. The transcript has a single exon. NCBI's taxonomy places the organism in Eukaryota, Metazoa, Arthropoda, Insecta, Hymenoptera, Formicidae. Bases 1 to 516 code for a protein of 171 amino acids.
AUGGAGAACCUGAAAAAGAUGGGUGCGAGUCACAUCAACGUAGGUGCCGUCGAGGCACGGAUCAGCAUACUUGACAGUCUGUGGAAAAAGGUUGAAGCUCAGCACGACAGCAUUCGAGCCUGCCUCAAGGACAAGUAUUACGAAAGUGAGUACGCUCGAUCUGAUUUCAUUGAAACUUUAGAAGCUACUUACGUGUUGCAACGAAGCAUGUUGAUCCAAUGUGCGGAGGAUUUAAGAGCCUCGUCAACCGCGUCACAAGAUCAAGGUCGAGAGCACGCAGUUAAAACCUCGCUUCCUCGCAUAAAAUUACAAACGUUCUCAGGCUCAUACGAAGAUUGGCCGUCCUUCCGCGAUCUCUUUUCCUCAGUCAUCGGAGAGAAUUCGUCGAUUUCUGACGUUGAGCGCUUCCAUUAUCUCCGAUCGUGCGUCAAAGGAGCCGCUGAAAAGUUAAUUCAGUCAUUAAUCGUCACCAGUGAGAUAUCAUCACGCAUGGGCGAUUCUUUGCAAACACUUUGA